Messenger RNA from Lolium rigidum, 1057 nucleotides. Its product is annotated as LIM domain-containing protein PLIM2b-like. Bases 417 to 1034 code for a protein of 205 amino acids. The record is from RefSeq and is a predicted model, not a curated record. NCBI's taxonomy places the organism in Eukaryota, Viridiplantae, Streptophyta, Magnoliopsida, Poales, Poaceae. Gene Ontology annotation, cellular component: actin cytoskeleton; plasma membrane. Gene Ontology annotation, molecular function: actin filament binding. The transcript is spliced from 7 exons. Gene Ontology annotation, biological process: actin filament bundle assembly.
UUUUGUUCACAUGUUCAGUUGUUGUCACCCAAUUUUGGAAUGUACAAACAACAAAUGAUGUGAUAUGAACCUUGCCAUUUUUCAAACUUGGAAUGACAAAAAAAUCCAACCUAUUGAUUUUUCAAAAGUGUUGUGGCAAUUCUGAAUACCCUUCAUAUUGGCAUCCCCUGUUGGAAGAUAGAGAAAUAGACUGACAAAUUUUCAGAACUAAUUCUUGGGACUGAAGCUAGAUCAAAGGUAAUCCUGAUUGCCGGACUUGUCGAUCUGAGGAAACAGGGAUUUCAUGCCAGGUGAUAGAUCAAAAAUCGAGAGCCGAAGACAGGUGAUCUUGAGAGCAUUAGAAGGCUUGCGCCAGACAAUUCUUAAUAGCAACUGAGUGGCAUAUUUUGCUAGGCUUUACCCCCAAGAAUAUCAAGAUGACAUUCUCUGGCACACAGGACAAGUGCAAGGCUUGUGACAAGACCGUUCAUUUCAUUGACCUCCUUACCGUGGAUAGCAUUCCCUACCACAAGUCCUGCUUCAAAUGUAGCCAUUGCAAAGGCACCCUUUCGAUGUGCAACUACUCCUCCAUGGAUGGAGUUCUUUACUGCAAGACUCAUUUUGAGCAGCUUUUCAAGGAAACAGGCACCUUCAACAAAAAAUUCCCCACAUGUGCCAAGGCAAACAAUGAGCAGUCUAAGGUACCAAACAAGUUAUCUUCUGUGUUCUGUGGAACUCAGGACAAGUGUGCUGCCUGCAAGAAGACUGUGUACCCAUUGGAGAAGAUGACCUUGGAGGGCGAGCCCUACCACAAGACCUGCUUCAAGUGCGCCCACGGCGGCUGCCUCCUGACGACCGCCUCCUACGCGUCCCUCAACGGGAUCCUGUACUGCCAGCACCACUUCUGGCAGCUGUUCAAGGAGACGGGCAGCUAUGACAACUUGCUCAAGCCUGCCGCCUCGGCCAAGAACAACGAUGAACCGGAGGCCACCAAGGAAGAGGUGUCGCCCGAGGACCAGCCGCUGGAAGCCGUAGAGGAUCAGGAGCACUCUUAAGAACUUACACGUGAACAGUUACA